AUUCGCUUCUCCCUCCCAAACCGUCUUUUAGAGGUAAAGUUUGGCCGCCCGGCUUCCCUUGACCCGCCACCCCUGGGACCAGUCCGCUUGGUGGGGAAGAAUUCCGGCUUCGAAGGGUUGGCACGAGGAGGAAGCUUGAAGGGCAGCUCGUCCCGUUUGGGUCAUUUUUAUUAAUAAUAAUAAAAAAAAGAAAACAAACCCAACAACAACCCAACAGCCACAGCAAUAAUAAAACCUGUCCCCUCCUCCUCCUCCACUACGCAGUUGGGAGCUUUGCCUUCGGUCGUGUUUGGAGUCCAGGGGAUUUAGAGGAGACCAACCGCCCCACCAGGGCCCGGGACGCCUGGAGAAUUCCACUUUGGGACGGUUUCGUGACCCCGACAUCAGGCAAAUCGGGAAAGGAGGAUCUGAACGCCAAGGCAGAGGUGGAUUCUGACAUUUGGAAGGACUGGGAAGAGUGCAAUCCAGGCCAAGCCGCCUGGGCCUGGAAGACCCGUCCGAAAGAGACUAAGAGAAGUGAUGAAAUAAAUUUAAGAAUCUCUCGAGGCGUCCGGAGAAGUAUUGGAGAAAGACCAACUGGAAAAAGACCCACCCGAUAACAACUAUAUUAAAGCCAGGUACUGUGCAAAGGGGAAAGCUAUGAUCAGGGAAACACCAAGCAGAGGAGCUCUGCGUCCACGGAGGAGAAGGUUUUCCGAAGCCUGAAGAGCCGCUACCCGCGGCCCCUGAGUGACCGUUUGGAGGACCGAGUUUGGAGAGGCAGGAUUGUCAGCGGAGAAGAGCUGCAGUCCCCUUCUUGAAGCCACUCUGCUGUGUGACUCCAGUCACUCCCCUACCAGGUGACAGGGACGAAGGUCUCCUCUAACGUUAGCAACUCUGUUUGCACUGGGCGAGGGACACUGCGGCACCGGAGCUGGGCGACGGGCAGAGUGUCCAUGCCGGCUCCGCCUCUCCCCAGCCUGCCCGCGGGGCCCAGAUCUCAGGGGCUGUGAGUUCCCUCUGGUCUGGCCCGGGCAGCCCUGCCUGAAGUGGGAGAGAACUGAGUGGUGACUGUGGCGCCGUCCCCCAAAGACUACACCCUCCCCUCCGGGCCUGGAGUGGUUUUCGAGGUGCCCCCGCCACCGUUCACCGGGCUGCAGAUAUGGACUCUGAGCCCCUCCGGCCCCGGCUCAAGUUGACUCGGUUGACCUCACCAUGGGCACGCACGAGGACGAUCAUUUCCCCUCGACUAUGGUCUACAUCGUGGUGGAGCUGGUCAUCGCGGUGCUGGCCAUCCUGGGCAACGUGCUGGUCUGCUGGGCCGUCUACCUGAACAGCAACCUGCAGAACGUCACCAACUACUUCGUGGUGUCCCUGGCGGCGGCGGACAUCGCCGUGGGGAUCCUGGCCAUCCCCUUCGCCAUCACCAUCAGCACCGGCUUCUGCGCCUUCUUCCACGGCUGCCUCUUCAUCGCCUGCUUCGUCCUGGUCCUGACCCAGAGCUCCAUCUUCAGCCUGCUGGCCAUUGCCAUCGAUCGGUACAUCGCCAUCCGCAUCCCGCUCAGGUACAAUGGCUUGGUGACUAGCCCACGGGCCAAGGGGAUCAUCGCUAUCUGCUGGGUCCUGUCCUUCGUCAUCGGCCUGACGCCCAUGCUGGGCUGGAACAAGUGUUCCCAGGGGGCGGGGAACAGCUCUCGGGUGUGUGGGGACAGGAAGAUGGAGUGCCUCUUCGAGGCCGUCGUGACCAUGGACUAUAUGGUCUAUUACAACUUCUUCGCCUGCGUGCUGUUGCCCCUCCUGCUCAUGUUCGGCAUCUACUUGAAAAUUUUCAUGGCGGCCCGCCGGCAGCUCAAGCAGAUGGAGAACAAGAUGGUGCCCGGGGAACGGUCUCGCUCCAUCCUGCAGAAGGAGGUCCACGCGGCCAAGUCCCUGGCCAUCAUCGUGGGCCUGUUCGCCUUCUGCUGGCUGCCCCUGCACAUCAUCAACUGCUUCACCCUGUUCUGCCCCGGCUGCCGCCACGCCCCGCUGUGGCUCAUGUACCUGGCCAUCAUCCUGUCCCACACCAACUCGGUGGUCAACCCGUUCAUCUACGCCUACCGGAUCCGGGAAUUCCGCCAGACCUUCCGCCGCAUCCUCAGGCAGCACCUUCUAGGCAAGAAGGAGCAGUUCAAGGCGGGCGCCUCCAGCACGAGGACUUCCACCACCUACGGUGGGGACGGCGAACACCCCAGCAUCAGGAUCAAUGGCUACACCCUGAGCGUCUGUGCCAACGGGGGCCCGGGAGCCGUCCGUAGGGGCACCGAGGAGCUGGGGCCCCUGAGGGAGGUGGGCACGGCGUGGCGCUCCAAUGGAAACGGCCUGGACCUGGAGACCAACGGGCACGUCCUCGAGUCCGGCGGGGACGGGGACCUGGUGGACCUUGGAGCGACCUCGAGCACGGGGCUCCUCCCCCCGGGGCUGCUGGGCAUCUGCCCGGAGGGCGCUUCCGCUCUGGAGGCCGAAGACGUCUCCUGAAAGUUUCUGCCGCAUCUUCCUGGUGGUGAUGAGACCUGGAUUUCCUCCCGACCGAUUCGAGGGUGGCGGAGAGGGGCAGGAAGUAGCGUGCCUGGGUCGGAGGCGUCGGAGCGGACUGUUCAAUCUCAAUCCUUUCGGGACCAACCGGACAGGCGGGGAGGCCAGAAAGAAGGCCUGGAGAGGAGGAAAGGAGUCACACCUCGUGGGUCCAAAUAUUUGACUCCUCCCUGCCCCCUCUAGGGUCGUGCACUAGAAAGCUGGGAUGAGCUGAGGGUUCCAGUGUCCUGCCCUGCUCUGGGAAUGCCCAGCUCCCAGAGCACGGAUGAGAAGAGCCUUCCUUGGCCUUGGGAAGAGGAACUGUGGAGCAAGCAGGCCAGCACGGUCCGAGCCUGCUGGUCAGACAAGACACACCUGGUCCUCCCUGCCUGGGGAUGGAAGUGUCUUCGGCAGGGUUCCUGAAGUUUCACCCAACAUGAAGGAGGAGUCUGAGUCAGAAGUGGGAAGUCUGGGU
Tachyglossus aculeatus (Australian echidna) is the source of this 3004-nucleotide messenger RNA. It is a transcript of the gene ADORA2A, whose product is annotated as adenosine A2a receptor. Lineage: Eukaryota; Metazoa; Chordata; Mammalia; Monotremata; Tachyglossidae. Bases 1195 to 2493 code for a protein of 432 amino acids. Gene Ontology annotation, molecular function: G protein-coupled adenosine receptor activity. The transcript has 3 exons. Gene Ontology annotation, cellular component: membrane. Gene Ontology annotation, biological process: adenylate cyclase-activating G protein-coupled receptor signaling pathway; G protein-coupled adenosine receptor signaling pathway. The record is from RefSeq and is a predicted model, not a curated record.